AUGAAGAAUAAGCACCAAGGAACAACAAGAGCAAAGAGGCAGCAGCUUCAAGCACUCCAUACAGAGUUUGAAUUACUCCGUAUGAAACCGGGAGAGUCGGUUUCUGAUUUUUUCUCAAGAACAAUGGCAAUUAUCAACAAAAUGCGGAUUCAUGGUGAAAAGAUAGAUGACGUAAAAGUAAUCGAGAAAAUACUUCGAUCGAUGACACCAAAGUUCAAUUAUGUGGUGUGUUCAAUUGAAGAGUCAAAGGACCUUGAUCAGCUGUCAAUUGAUGAACUCCAAGGUUCAUUACUGGUUCAUGAGCACAAGUUGAUCCAGCAGGAUAAUGAGGAGCAAGCUCUGAAAGCUUCAACUAACAACAAUACUACGACAUAG
Messenger RNA from Pistacia vera, 375 nucleotides. RefSeq lists its product as uncharacterized. The coding region runs from base 1 to 375 and encodes 124 amino acids. NCBI's taxonomy places the organism in Eukaryota, Viridiplantae, Streptophyta, Magnoliopsida, Sapindales, Anacardiaceae. The record is from RefSeq and is a predicted model, not a curated record. The transcript has a single exon.